This is a messenger RNA of Balaenoptera musculus (blue whale), 554 nucleotides long. RefSeq names its product family with sequence similarity 240 member C (gene FAM240C). The transcript is spliced from 4 exons. Lineage: Eukaryota; Metazoa; Chordata; Mammalia; Artiodactyla; Balaenopteridae. The record is from RefSeq and is a predicted model, not a curated record. The coding region runs from base 3 to 446 and encodes 147 amino acids.
GGAUGCCAGGCACCGUGUCACCAAGCCCGUAUAAAAGUCACGGGCAGACACAGUCCAGGCGCGCUGGGGACACGGGAGGACACCUGCCUAAAGGAGCUGCGCCGACCGGCCCGGACAGACCUCAGACACCAUCUCCUUCUCCCACACUGUGCCUGGGUCCAGCCCUGGCCACAGAUAAAAUGAGUAAAAGCUACACCUUGAAGAAUCCGGGAAGGGUAUCCUAUGAUGCUGGGAUGAUAAAAAUGUUUUGGGAGAAAAAAAUCGAGCUUCACACUAAACAGCUGCAGAACGAGGACAUGAGGAUGCGCAGGAGUGCCCUGGACAGGCUCCGCAGCGAGUGGGCUCGGAAGCUGGAGACGAGGAAUCAGACGAUGCUGAGCCGCCAGGAGGCGCCCCCAGGCCCGCCCCGCCCGGCGCCCCCGACCAGCCCGCAGCCUGAGGCCUGACCUGCUUCCCCCGACGGCCCCGCCGUGGCCCCCGCGCCAGCAGAACCGCUUUGCGGUUUUGCGUCUCUAGCGUGAUGCAAGCACCCAAUAAAAUCUAAGAUAAGUGGA